UGCUCCCUGGCGUGACUCGGCACUCCGAGCUCCGGGGACGACACGUCGUGGUCGCCGCUCCGGUCCAGGCCCCGGCCUCCCGCAGCCCUUCCCGGGCCUCUCUCGGCCUUUCUUUUUAAGUUUUGAAGCCGGAAGCGUCGCGGCCGCCCUGCCGGGCUCUCUGUGAGGAUGGUGGGAGUGAAGCCGGUCGGCAGCGAUCCAGAUUUCCAGCCGGAGCUGAGUGGGGCGGGCUCCCGACUUGCUGUGGUCAAGUUCACCAUGAGAGGGUGUGGACCGUGUUUGAGGAUUGCUCCAGCAUUCAGUUCUAUGAGUAAUAAGUAUCCACAGGCAGUUUUCUUGGAAGUAGAUGUACAUCAGUGCCAGGGAACAGCUGCCACGAACAACAUCUCAGCAACACCUACAUUUUUGUUUUUUCGAAACAAAGUGAGAAUCGAUCAGUAUCAAGGAGCAGAUGCUGUGGGACUAGAAGAGAAAAUCAAGCAGCAUCUAGAAAAUGAUCCUGGAAGCAAUGAGGACACGGACAUUCCGAAGGGCUAUAUGGAUUUAAUGCCUUUUAUUAACAAAGCUGGUUGUGAAUGUCUUAAUGAAAGUGAUGAGCAUGGCUUUGACAACUGUUUACGAAAAGACAUGUCCUUCUUGGAAUCUGACUGUGAUGAGCAGCUACUUAUUACUGUGGCAUUCAACCAACCUGUUAAGCUGUAUUCCAUGAAAUUUCAAGGACCAGAUAAUGGUCAAGGUCCUAAAUAUGUAAAAAUUUUUAUCAACCUACCCCGAUCUAUGGAUUUUGAGGAGGCAGAAAGGAGUGAGCCAACUCAAGCUCUGGAACUGACAGAAGAUGACAUUAAAGAAGAUGGCAUUGUUCCUCUUCGUUAUGUUAAAUUUCAGAAUGUUAACAGUGUAACUUUAUUCGUUCAGUCUAAUCAAGGUGAAGAAGAGACAACGAGAAUUUCAUAUUUUACUUUCAUUGGUACUCCAGUGCAGGCAACAAAUAUGAAUGACUUCAAACGAGUAGUUGGCAAAAAAGGAGAAAGUCAUUAGGGUACAAAAGACACUGGAAGACUUAACUGCAGUCAGAUUUGCAGCUCCUGGAUAAUUGCUUGAUUCUCUUCGGAAACUGUUAAUCUUUUAUUUGUUGCCAUUACCAAUAAAUCAUUGCUUUUGUUCAGAUGGUAUCACUAGUGUUUCUAUUGUAAUCUUGAUACAUGCAGUUGUAAAUAAUAAAAGUCAGUACUUUUGCCAAGCUUAAAUUUUGUCAUUCUAUAUAAAUGCAUUCUCUCUCUUGUUUUUAUUUGAAUAUUGGCUAACUUUUUGUUUUAGAAGAGCUGUGUCUGAAAUCCCAUUGGCUACAAGCUAGUCUGUCUCUAGAGGAAUAGAAUGUUAGAGGAAUUAAGAGCACUGUCUGCACAUGUAGAGUGUUUUGAUACAUGGAUUUGAAAUGUGUCUACACAUGUGGAAUGUUUUGAUGCAUGGAUUUGGAAUAACCAUGUUCGAGUGAGUAUUGACUUUGUAUUUUAUCAAAAGAUAUUUGGGUAUAUCUAGGCUUUAUAAAUUUCCUCAAAUUAUAAACAGCCACUGAUCUUAUCUAUCACUGGUAGUUAACAGGUCUACAAAUGUUCUGUUUUUAGGGGAGAGUCUUGCUAUAUAGCAUAGACUAGCCUCAUCAUUUAUACCCUUUUGUGCCUACCUCCCAAAGGCUGGGAUCGUAGGCAUGUACCACCAAACCUGGUCUCAUGUCAAGAUUUUAACUUUUUGUAUAAACCUAAAACUUAGAGUCAGAUAUUUUCUUUAAUAAUAAAGGUAUUAAUAUUGAAUUCAGACAGUUGGCAAAAUAUAAUACAAUGAAUUUAUGGAAAAAUGGGAAUUUAGUAUCUAAUCUAAUAUUUAUUAAUUAAAUUCACCAAACAUUCACUAUAAAUACAUAGAUACAGAAUACAAUUUAAGGUUGAAAGUGAGUCGUCCUAAAUGGUUUUAACGAUUUUUUACAAAAAACUGGCUAAACAAAAUAUUUGUUCUUAUGUGCUUUUUUAACCUUACAAUUGAACAUUAGACUAAAAUAUUGGAAAAUUUAAUGUUUUUUUUUAUUUCAUGUGUGCAAAAUGUGUUUGGCCUCCUCUCUGUGUGUAUAUUUAUGUAUAUGUAGACUGGAAGAGCAUCAAAACCUCAAGAAUAGGAGUGACAGAUGCUUGAGAACUGAAUGUAGGCCUCUACAGGGCUGCUGCUCCAGCCCUAUGCAUUUAUCUUUUAAUUCAGUAUUUUAAAAGCAUAUGUAAGAUUAUAGCUUGUAAUUCAGUUAAUGCAUUUGAGGACAUUCUUAUCUAGAAAUAGUGCCGAGAUUUGCCCUUUCAAUACUAAUGUAUUUAUACACGGUUAUGAUAAAGCUGUGGAAGUUUUAGUGUUGAAGUAGCCCUCUUCUGAAACUUGUGUUGUCAGGUAAUGUUCAGUUCAUUUGUUUGUGAGCACAGUAACCGAUAUGUGAUGUUUGUAUUCUAUGUAUUUCACAGUCUUGUUGACUUAGAACAAAAGGAAGACAAAAAAUAAAAGUUUAUAAUGCAAACCAUCUGAAGUUAAUCACACCUGAAUGAAGAACAAGAUUAACAUCAAGAGUUUUAGUUUAUACUUGCCCCUUUUGGGUAAUCAUUGAAGUGCCUCAUCUCAAGUGUAAAUGAAAAACCAAGUAGAAGUAGCUUCACAUUUGCAAAGGUUCAGACAUCAGAUUUUUGUUGUCAUAUGACUUCUGUAACUUUAUUGCAGCAUACAGAUAUUCUGUCAUUCAAGUUGUAAAUUGUGAGGAAUGCUAGUAGGAAGCCUAUGUGUGUCACAAGUUUUCUUAGUGCAAAAAAUAAAAACACGUAGUUGACAUGUAAAACAUCAAGCUAAAAUGCUAUUUUCUGUUAAACUAAACAGUACAUAUAUAGUUACCUGUAAAUAUAUGUAUACACACAUAUAAAAUAUUUACAUGUAACAGUUUUCCAGAAAAGAACAUGAGGAAUAUGUAACCUUGGUUAUUUUAACAUUAGUGUUUUCUAGAAAACAAAUAUUAGUUUGUUUUGUCAAGCUAUAUUUUGUCAAACUAUAUUUGUCUAAAAACAAUCUAUUUGUAUGCAUCUUGUUUUUCUUAUGAAGACAUGUAGUGAAAUACUUUGUCAGCAGAAACAGUGCCAUAGGAAGGUUUGUCAGAGGAAACCUAGGAAUAAGACUAGCACUGGUUACUGUAUUGUUGUGUUCGUAUUGGUCCUUUAUAAAAGUGCUUUCACUGUCUGGCUGUCAGAGACCAAAUGCCCCCUCUUGUAUAUGAAUGUAUUGGAUGGAGGUAGUCACUUAGCUGUCUACCUGCCAUGUUUGUCUAAAUGAUUAAAGAUGUAAAAGGCUUUUUUGUGGUAAACAUAGUUUUUGCUAUGAGUGUACAUUUAAUCCAAACAUUUAAUUCAUGGCUAUCAUUAGUUCUUAUGUUUAUAUUGAGAGUCUGGGGACCACAAUGUAGGCCAGGAGAUGCAGUCGUCUAUAUAUGAUAGAGUUACGCCCAUCAGAUCUUAACAAUAUGGUAACAUGAACAAGACCUGUACCAGUUGGCAUGCCAAAAGGAGGUGAGGAAAUUUUGUAAGGCCCCAUAUCUAAAAGAAAAGCUACUAAGAAUCAAUCUUAUUCAGGUAAAAGCCUUUUUGUGUGUGUGUUUAUAUGUGUUUAGGAUUGACCACUUAGGAUUGGUCAAUCCCAAUUACACAAUCCCAAGUGGUCAACCCUUAAAUACAUAAUCUGAGCAACACUAAAUGGGCUUGGCAGGUUGUAUUUUAUAUAUACAUAUAUGUGUAUGCGUCUUAGUUACCUAUCUGUUGCUGUGAAUAUCCCUGGCCAAGGGUGUUAUAGAAGAGUUCAUUGGGGCUUAACAGUUUCAGAGGAUGAGUUUGUGACCCUUAUGUUGGGGAGCAUGGCAGCAAGCAAGCUUGUUCUGGAGCAGUAGUGGAAUGCCUGGUUACAUCUGACCUGGAAGUAAGAGGUAGAGACAGCUAACUGGAACUGGUGUGGGCUUUUGAGAUUGUAUGAAUUUUCACCAGGAAGAACAAAGGAUUACAUCACUUUAGUUUUAUCUAAUAAUUCAAUUAUAAGGUUGCUGGUAUGUACCUUAUUUGAAUCAAUAUCAAUCAAUACCUUUGGUUUCUUUAUUACACCAAAGAAAAUUACUCUAUUGUCUGUGGUUUCUUAAGUCCUUACUUACGAAAAUGUCUUAAUUGUCUAUUCACCUCAUUUGGUUAUGUUUGAGAAAUACUGAACCAGCGGGAAUUGGAAUUCCUCUUGACGUUUUUAGUGUCGAUAAUAAAAUACAUUUUUAAUAUUUA
Alexandromys fortis (reed vole) is the source of this 4334-nucleotide messenger RNA. RefSeq names its product thioredoxin like 1 (gene Txnl1). The record is from RefSeq and is a predicted model, not a curated record. Gene Ontology annotation, molecular function: protein-disulfide reductase activity. The transcript is spliced from 8 exons. The coding region runs from base 169 to 1038 and encodes 289 amino acids. Lineage: Eukaryota; Metazoa; Chordata; Mammalia; Rodentia; Cricetidae. Gene Ontology annotation, cellular component: cytosol.